Molecule: messenger RNA, 561 nt
Organism: Zasmidium cellare ATCC 36951
Lineage: Eukaryota; Fungi; Ascomycota; Dothideomycetes; Mycosphaerellales; Mycosphaerellaceae
Exons: 3
Coding region: 1-561 (186 amino acids)
Source: RefSeq, a predicted model, not a curated record
AUGGCGAACCAGGCAGCCACCAGCUUUGACUGUGAUGGAUGCAGCCAUCAUGCUUCCUUCCAUUCUCUGGAAAAUGAGAGCGAGGAUGCAGUACUGAAGAAGUGGGCGGCCAUCGAAUCGAGCAACAACCAGUCGCAAGCUACAGGUGGCUCAAACAGGAAGCGACGUCGUAUCACUGAGGAGGCUGGUCACGAGAUUGAAAUUCUGGAGCUCACUGAAGAUGACAAGGAUCCCGCUUGGGUUGCACCACCAAGUCGCCAUCGAUCCCAAAAGCAAACACGGAGGACUGCUAAGACCUCCUCCGGUCAAGGCCGUGAUCUGUCCUCAAUACAGUCGCACUACUCUUGCAAAGCCUCGAAUACUCGUCCUCAAUGCACACGCAAUGCCCGCGCCAUAGAUCAGAGGAUGGAAGGUGAAACUUCUCAAGAAGGCAUCAGUCUAACUGAACGACGAGAACCAUGCAGGCCACCGCGCCACCGACUUUUGUGCCAAUCAUACUGCAAUUCCAAUCUAGGAAGGCCAGGCAAAUACUUGGAACGCCGCACCAGCUGGGUGGUAUAG